Messenger RNA from Tetrahymena thermophila SB210, 693 nucleotides. RefSeq lists its product as hypothetical. The record is from RefSeq and is a predicted model, not a curated record. Lineage: Eukaryota; Ciliophora; Oligohymenophorea; Hymenostomatida; Tetrahymenidae. The transcript has a single exon.
AUGAUUUACUAUCGUUAAUUAAAACUUGUUAUAUAAAAUUUGCAUUAAUAAUAAUUAAUUAAUUAAUUAGUUCUCUAUUUAUAAAGAAAAAUGCAAAUUUGGAGGAUUUUAAUCUUAUCUUAUUACACUUUUUUUUAGUAAAUUCAUGGCUCAACAUAUUCAGAGUAUCUAACAUGUUACUAUGAAUCAUGUAUUUAACUAGAAUAGUAAUGCUUAAACAAUAAUUAGUGUUAAGCAGUAUGGAAUUAGUUUAAGAGAUGCUAAAAUAAACUCUAUUUCGUUGAUCCAAUCUAACAAUGUGUUAAAUAAUAUAAAAAUGCAGAAGAAUAAAAUAAAAUAACUUCAGAUUUAUUCAAGUGUUAUGAUAGUUGCAAUGGAUUAAAUACUGGUAUAUGCAAUAUUUAGAAGAUGGAUUACGAAAAUUGCUAAUUAGAUAAUUUAUGCUAUCAGAAAGACUUAGUUUACUUUGAAAAGUAGAUGUAGUCUUGUUUAAAAUAAAAUUUAAAAGAUUGCGAAAAAAAAAAUGAUAUCAUUUGCAUUUAAAAAGAAACAAACAGAUGUAUGAUAAUAAAUUCAAAGUACUCUAAUCAUUUAAGUAAUUUAAUGAGUUGUAAACUGCUUUAUCUUUUAAAAUCAACUAAUAUUCAAGCUUUCUAUUCAUUAUGUCUUUUAUUACUUUUAUAUUUACUAUGA